AAAUAACAGAAUGCGCCAUGUCAUCAGUCAUAAAUGGUACAGUCCAUCGUAUCUGAGUUCGUCGCUGUAGCUUCACUCUGGGCGCUUGCUGCAGUUUCCUGUGAAGGGUUGAUGCAGGAGAGAACCAUGGCGGCCACUGAGAUAGCGCGACAAGCGGGAGAGGGUGCACGUGCCGUCCCACUCUCUGGUCAUGUUGGCUUCGACAGCAUGCCGGACCAGCUGGUCAACAAGUCCGUCAACCAUGGCUUCUGCUUCAAUAUCCUCUGUGUGGGGGAGACGGGUUUGGGAAAGUCCACCCUCAUGGACACCCUGUUCAACACCAAAUUUGAGGGUGAACCUACACAGCACAAUCAGCCUGGAGUGCAGCUCAAGUCCAACACUUACGAGCUUCAGGAAAGCAACGUUCGCCUCAAGCUCACUGUGGUCAACACUGUAGGUUUUGGAGAUCAGAUCAACAAAGAGGAUAGUUACAAGUCUAUUGUGGAGUUCAUCGAUGCUCAGUUUGAAGCGUACCUUCAGGAGGAACUGAAGAUUAAACGCACCCUACACAGUUAUCAUGAUACACGGAUCCAUGCCUGUCUGUAUUUCAUCGCUCCCACUGGACACUCGCUAAAGUCCCUUGACCUGGUUACUAUGAAGAAGCUAGACAGUAAGGUGAAUAUCAUCCCUAUCAUUGCCAAAUCAGAUGCGAUCUCAAAGAGUGAACUGGCAAAGUUCAAAAUCAAGAUCACGAGCGAGUUGGUGAGCAAUGGUGUCCAGAUCUACCAGUUUCCCACUGAUGAUGAGACUGUGGCAGAGAUCAACUCAACCAUGAAUGGUCAUUUGCCUUUUGCAGUGGUGGGAAGCACUGAGGAAGUGAAGAUUGGGAACAAGAUGGUGCGAGCACGCCAGUACCCCUGGGGAACCGUUCAGGUGGAGAAUGAGAAUCACUGUGAUUUUGUGAAGCUGCGAGAGAUGCUGAUCAGGGUCAACAUGGAGGACCUGCGAGAGCAGACUCACACUCGCCACUAUGAGCUAUACCGCCGCUGCAAGCUGGAGGAGAUGGGAUUCAAAGACACCGACCCCGACAGCAAACCCUUCAGCCUCCAGGAAACAUACGAGGCCAAGAGGAAUGAGUUCAUGGGUGAGCUGCAGAAGAAAGAGGAAGAGAUGAGGCAGAUGUUCGUCCAGAGAGUCAAAGAGAAGGAGGCAGAGCUGAAAGAGGCGGAAAAGGAGCUUCAUGAAAAGUUUGACCGUCUCAAGAAGCUUCACCAGGAUGAGAAGAAGAAACUAGAGGACAAGAAGAAGUCUCUCGAUGAUGAGCUAAACAGCUUCAAGCAGAAGAAGACAGCCGCUGAGCUGCUGCAGUCACAGGCCCAGCAGGCAGGGAGCUCCGCCACACUCAAGAAGGAUAAAGAGAGGAAAAAUUAACUCCUCCUCACCUGCUCCCAGUCCUGCAUGAGUCACCUUAUGCUGCUUCUUUUAACUCUGUCUUGGCCACCCGUUGGAAGAGGGGAUUGCAGCUUCCACGAGAACUAAGCGUCCACUAUUCUUCCUGUCUUUUUCACUCCGUCAGCCUUGUUUGAAUGUUUUAUUUAAUUGUUUUUUUUGUUUUUUUCUUUAAUUUUUAAACUUUCAUGCUGUGUGCCCUGUUGAACAUGGCCUUAUGUGGGCUUAACAUGGUAUUUUUCAACAAAUAUUAGCUCUGUUUCCUAAUUAGGGCAUGCUAAGCAGUCCCUCAUUAGUAUUUUUAUAGACAUCAUUUGCUGGCGACACCAGAGCCACGAGCUCUGAUAGAAAGGCUGUGAACUAACGCAAUGCUUUUGAGUUUUAGUUUAGCAUUUUACAUCUAUGAUAUUGCCUUGUUCAUUUAAACAGUUUACUUUCUUUUAAGGAUAUGUGUUUGUGAAUGAACCUGCAUGUCCUCAUCAGCAUUAACACAGUGUUAACUGUGGAGCGAAUGGAUACUAACUUAUUUGCAAGCACUACGUUUGAUUUAGGGUGUGAACUUUAAGUUGAGUAAGAAUAUCUUUAAUAAGACUUAAACAUUUUGACACGCUGGCUGUGAAUAUUGAGAAAAUCCAAAGAAAAUGGGCCCGAAAGUUCCUGGUUGAUAAUGCAGCAAAUGUGUUAAGUGAGAGAUGUUUAACUGUAAUUUAAUGAGAAUCUUUAUCUGAAAGCAUGAACAAAAUCUGAGAGGUUUGUAUUGUAUGUUUUGUAAUGCCCUAUACAUUUUACAGGACACAUUUUAAGUCUUAAAUACUCACAGCAAUAUAGUUAUAAUUAUUUUAUUUAAAAUAUAAACUUAGAGAGUAAUGGAGAACCUAUUGAAAUACCAUGUAGGUCACAUUCAGUGCCACUUUUUUUAUAUUCUUUAUCUUCUGUUCUUUUGCAUGCCCUGAACAUAUUUUUGUUUAUAUAUGAAGUUAUUCUUUGCUUAGACAUAUUUACACUUCAAACGCUUCUUACUUUGGACCCUUUUUAUUACAUGUAUUUAUUCCAGGUACAAUAUGUGCAGUUACAUUAAAUUUAUAAAUGUCAUUUCCCAUUUUGCCAAAUAUUGCAUUGAGAUGUACAUCGAGGGUUUUCAGUCAUUUCAUUUCAAGUAAGUCAGUUACGAGGUACAGACGUUCGUGCAUAUGUGUGCAGUACAUUUAAUUUUUAAGGACCUAUUACUACGUUGAAACAUGUUUUAAUGAUUAAUGACAUUGACAAGUGACUGUUUUCUGUGUGAAACAUUUUGGGUGUCAAGACUGGCCUACAUUUUUCUAAUCAUCUUCCAUAUUUUCCCCUUCAUGUCAAUUACCCCCACCCCUGUAAUACCAGAAAUUUGUGAAAUAUUUAACUGUAGUAAGAUUCCAUGGUGUACAUUUUCAAUAAAACUUCAUGAAAACAA
Messenger RNA from Megalobrama amblycephala (Wuchang bream), 2875 nucleotides. RefSeq names its product septin 6 (gene septin6). Gene Ontology annotation, cellular component: septin complex; cell division site; septin ring. The record is from RefSeq and is a predicted model, not a curated record. Gene Ontology annotation, molecular function: GTPase activity; GTP binding; molecular adaptor activity. Lineage: Eukaryota; Metazoa; Chordata; Actinopteri; Cypriniformes; Xenocyprididae. The transcript is spliced from 11 exons. Bases 34 to 1410 code for a protein of 458 amino acids. Gene Ontology annotation, biological process: cilium assembly; cytoskeleton-dependent cytokinesis.